Molecule: messenger RNA, 1735 nt
Organism: Megalops cyprinoides (Indo-Pacific tarpon)
Lineage: Eukaryota; Metazoa; Chordata; Actinopteri; Elopiformes; Megalopidae
Gene: nif3l1
Product: NIF3 NGG1 interacting factor 3-like 1 (S. cerevisiae)
Exons: 7
Coding region: 125-1477 (450 amino acids)
Cellular component (GO): cytoplasm; mitochondrion
Source: RefSeq, a predicted model, not a curated record
CUAAGAGGGACCACUGAAAGCAUGUGCGUGACCCAAGGAAGAGGAACGCGUGUUUGUCCGGUACCUCCACUGUAGUUUGCGGAAGCACGAGUUGUCUUUUGGAGGUGAAUCGCUCUCUACUCUAAUGUUUUCUGGAUGCCUGAAACCCUCCGUGAGACUGUGUACACCAUUCUGCAAGUCUUUCCUCACCACUUUCUCCAGCUCAUUCUCUUUGUUUCUUCCCCAAUUCUCUCAGUCUUUCUCAACACUUCAGAAGAACAUCCAGUCUCCAUUGUCUUCCCUAUUUUUAUACUCAGAACUUCACACUUCCCUCAACAUUAACACAGCCUUUAUCCAUUGUUAUUCAUCUUCCCCCCAAUCACUCUUUCCCUCUCCCCCUCUUUCUUGUUCUUUUUCCAUAUUUUCUUCCCUGUCGCAGUCUUUUCACCCCUGUGAACCCAUGGAUUUGUCAGAAGUCAUUGAGGUGCUUGAGCAGCUGGCUCCUCUGUCGUUGGCUGAACCCUGGGACAAUGUAGGACUCCUGGUGGAGCCCAGCAAAGCCCGUCUUGUUAAAACAAUGUUACUGACCAAUGACCUAACAGUACCAGUUAUGGAAGAAGCAGAGGCCAUGAAUUGUGACCUCAUUGUCUCCUACCACCCACCACUAUUUCGGCCUUUCAAAAAGUUGGUUCAGAGGGAUUGGAAGCAGCAGCUGGCAAUAAGGGCAGUCGAGGCAGGGAUUGCAGUAUACUCCCCCCAUACUGCUCUGGAUAGUGUGAGAGGUGGGGUCAACGACUGGCUGAUUGGAGGAGUCGGUAGCGGUACUGUGUCAGUGUUGAGUCAGGCUCUCAGCAGCACCCCCCUGAGUCACAAACUGGAAUUCUCUGGGAAGAAUUAUGAGGAAGUUAAGACAAUUCUGGAUGAACUAAGAGAGACAGGAGUCACUUUACAGUACACCACUACCAGACCAGAUAGUGAUGCAUACAAUGUAAGUGUCACCUGUCCUGACUCCAUGUUGACAUCUGCUGUCCAAACUCUGUCACGAUAUAACAUCUCUAAGGAGUCUCUCACCAUUUUGCAAGUCAACAAGCCACCUCUCCCAGGUUGUGGUCAAGGACGAAGAAGCACUUUGAAUGAACCUAUCCCCAUAGCAACAGCUGUGCAGCGAAUUAAAUCACACCUGGGGUUGAGUCAUGUGAGACUAGCUCUUGGUGCCCAGCACACUCUUGAGACUCCAGUCACCACAGUGGCAGUGUGUGCAGGAUCUGGAGCAUCAGUUCUGCAAGGAGUGAAAGCUGACCUCUUUGUAACAGGGGAAAUGUCACAUCAUGAGGUCCUGGAUGCUGUUGCCGCAGGCACAAGCGUUAUCCUCAGUGACCAUAGUAACAGUGAGCGAGGAUUUCUCUCAGUGCUGAGAGAAAGGCUGUUGGUGCGGUUACCUGACUCAGUCUCUGUCAAGUUGUCCCAGAGAGACAGGGAUCCCUUGGAGAUAUUGUAAUUGAAUCUCAUCAGGAAUUUCAGUGUUGAUGAGACAGUAAAUAAAGCAAUGUCUGGAUAGUCCUAAUUUCAUAGAGCACUCACUCACAUAAAACCCUUGGGUGAAGUAUAUUGAAGACACAGUGAAAUGUCUUUUGAAUUGUGUAUAUAAAAAUAUGUGAAGACAAGUUCCGUAGUAAAAUCUUGUCCAGUUAAUCUUGUACACUUACUUUUUUGCUUUCUGUGUGUUAAUGUAUAGUUCUCCCAGUUACAUACUAUA